AUGGGGCUCGACAGCGGCAAGCACGGCGGCGGCCACGGCCGCUACGACAGGAGGGAUUACUACCAGGCCGACUACAGCGAUUAUUCGGCCAGCAGCACCCUGUCAGAGAAUUGUAAGCGCACCGCGUCUGUGCGAUUCGCCGAGCCAGCAGACUCCGAGCCAGCGGCGCUGCAGGAGUUCGAGAAGAAGCUAACCAACGUGCAGAAGGAUUUCGCCAAGCAGCUGCAGAGCAUGAGCGAGAAGGACACCGAAAAGUUCGAUUCUCAUCUUCGCGAUCCUGACGGAUCUGCAGUCCGGCCAGGAGCAGAUCGAGGAGUCCAUUAG
This is a messenger RNA of Prorocentrum cordatum, 324 nucleotides long. The record is from the annotation of a GenBank genome assembly. Lineage: Eukaryota; Dinophyceae; Prorocentrales; Prorocentraceae.